AGGAAAUAACAUCGUAGUCUAUGCCCCUGAGCUUGCCCUCACUUCAUCUCGCAGUUUUUGUAUCUUCGGUGAUAGCAAAUGGGGCGCAAUCGACUGGCAGCGAAAUAGUUGUACACGAUCAGGUACUUCCUCUACCUCGCAAUGACGAAAAAGGAUUGCUUUCAUCUUCAGGAACUUUACCAGACUGGAGUGAUGCAAAACGAAAAUCACCUCAUUAUGUUGAAGUACUCUUGGCUGUGGAUGCUGGUGUGGCUCGGCAUUAUGGUCAUCAACGCGAACGAAUUCGAGCUGCUAUGCUUACAUUAAUGCAUGCUGUUAAUUUAUAUGCUUUUCAACUCGACAUCCGGUUAGCUGUAGUAGAUGUUCUUCCAGUACGUGGUUAUAAUGUCACACUCGAACAGUUCCUCGAUUGGCGGCUCACUACAGAAGAUAUUGCCCCUCACGAUGUCGCCAUCCUCAUUCGACACCGAUAUGAAGGAGGUAUAGCUUAUGUGAACGGAGUGUGUAAACGGACUGCUGUAGGCAUUGCUGGGUUCUUUCCCGAAGCUCCGUACGAGUACGCUUCCGUGUUCUUCCAUGAGCUUUCGCAUUUGCUGGGAUUAUCACAUUCAUCUACCGCAGACUGCCAUUGCUCAAAGAAAAAUCGUGGGAAUUGUCUUCGCAUCGAAGGAUUUGAUCAAGAAUGCAGUGCUCAAGCAUUGAUAGACUUAUUGCCGUCGAUAGAGUGCUUAGGAGAACCACGUCGUCUCCCUCGCACUGUUCUACCUAUUUGUGGAAAUGGAAUUGUCGAGCUCGAUGAGGAUUGCGACUGUGGACCGGCAAGAUAUUGUAAUAACGCUUUAUGUGAACCAAGGACAUGUCGAUUUAUCAUUGCAAGAGAAUACUUGUAUACAACAUUCACAUUUGGAGCUGCACUUAUCAUCUGUGGAAUACUCAUUUAUCUCAAGCGUAAAUUCUCAGGAUAUUCCGAGCACAAGCCAGCAGAGAAAGACAAAACAAACUUGCCAUCGUUACACACUCGCCUUUGCCCUCCCGACUCACCAGCUUCAGACUUCAUCAACAGUAUGCAAUCAAAUCAUUUUGCUCUUCCAUCAAAAUCGUCCCGAACAAAUCUGGUACAGCUCCCCACCAUCACGUGCCAGCCGAUUCGACAAGCACCACGACCUCCAAUUCCACUGACUUUAGAUUCACCGAUACCGGUGUGUAAAGAGCCACCUCCGAUGUCCGAAUACGUCCCUAUGAAUCCUCCAAAGUCACUGAGGAUCCUCCCAAAAGAUAGUGAAAUUCGCUUGCCACCGAUCGCUCCGAAGCUCCAGAUUAGUGAUCCAAUCCCGAUAAUAGUAGCUGGCAAAGUAGUAAGCGAACAAGCGCUCAAAAAACCACCUCCCUUGGCAAAGAAACCAUCGCAAGAUUUCAUCUCCUCUCUGGAAGAUACACUUCGAGUGCAAAACCUGGAGCGUAAAACCAAAUUUCCACAAGAAAACAGAACCCCGGCGCUUGCAAAGCCACCACCCCCAGAAAAAGCGGACAAACCAGUCCUGAGACCGUUCCUUGAUGCCACGGAUGAACGGCUAUAUGAUUUACCGCCGGUGGAAUUAUGAUAGUACAAAAUCACUAGGCUACUAAUGGAUUAGGAAUAUACUAGCCUCAAGUAUUUGAAGCACUACGCAAUAGUAGCGUUUUUCUGUCCUUUUCCGUUGAUCUCGUACGAUUACUUCCUUCCAUUACUUACGUGUUGCUUUACGUGUCAUUGUGUAUGUAAAUAUGAACAAACUGAUGCUGUAUUAUUUAUUUUCUUAAAUGUUGUUCAAAUUGCACUGUAGGUGCAUUGUUUGUGGAU
This is a messenger RNA of Cylicocyclus nassatus, 1840 nucleotides long. The record is from the annotation of a GenBank genome assembly. NCBI's taxonomy places the organism in Eukaryota, Metazoa, Nematoda, Chromadorea, Rhabditida, Strongylidae.